This is a messenger RNA of Arabis nemorensis, 963 nucleotides long. The record is from the annotation of a GenBank genome assembly. Lineage: Eukaryota; Viridiplantae; Streptophyta; Magnoliopsida; Brassicales; Brassicaceae.
AUGGCGACGGAGGUGGAGAAGAAGACGACGGAGGUGGUGAGGAGUGAGUAUUUUACGGAGGAGGACUAUGAGGCUUGGGGAGGGCCGGCUGGUUUUGAUAUCGAGGGUAUUCCAACGACACCGUUUUCCGGUGGACUGAUGGCCUACAAUUGUAAUCUUAUGCCUCAGAAUCUCUUGGUCAAGCAUUAUGCUAUGUUGGGGCUUCAUCGUUACAAUAUGUCGGAGGGAACAAGCUUCGAGCUCGAUCGCCUAAUAAAAUUCAACAAGUCACAGAACGCUGUCUCAUCUUACUACAUGACUUUGCUUGCAUACGAUCCUUCCCUUUGCCAAGAAGAAACCUUUCAGGUUCGAACUGAUGAACGGAAAAUUAACAGAUUGCAUGUAACCUGCUCUGUUGCUAGACCUAAAGAUAAAAAAGACGAAGUGUCCACAAAAGGGCCCUUCGUGCCUCACUUUUAUCGUUGCGCAGUCUCGGGUAGUAGUUUAUUCAAUGGUGAAUUGCCUGAUUGGCCAUCAGAUGAUGCUCUGAAUGAUACAAACCGAUUUUACAUGUUGAAUUCAUCAGAGCGGCAAUCCACCGAUUGGAUUCAUCUCUAUUUGGAACUGUUACUUUGCGCAAAUGAUAGGGGGUCGGCGCAGGUCAGACCUGAUUUUAUGACCGACUUACAGAUUCUGAAAGUGGCGAUAGAAACUGAUAUUGGAGAUAUGAAGCCGCUGAAUGAGAGACUCAAGGCCAACUGUGCAAAUGUCUACAUAACGUUUAAGGGCUUGGACACAGUUCCACUAAAUGAUGAGAUUGGUGAGCAUGUUGAACGCAAAGCUAUAGUCAGAAGAGUCAUCGGUCCAGGAUUCUUGACCCUUGUAGGCAAGCAUUGGAGUGGUAAAAAUGCUGAGAAGCGUUCUGUGACUCUCAUGAGUGGAGAAAAAGCCCAGAGGUCUAGAAAGCGAUAUCGCUUUGUCUAG